Eimeria mitis is the source of this 642-nucleotide messenger RNA. RefSeq lists its product as uncharacterized. Bases 1 to 642 code for a protein of 213 amino acids. The transcript is spliced from 3 exons. The record is from RefSeq and is a predicted model, not a curated record. NCBI's taxonomy places the organism in Eukaryota, Apicomplexa, Conoidasida, Eucoccidiorida, Eimeriidae.
AUGCUCUCCUCCGUCUCGAUACAGAAGACAGCGCGCAGCACUUCGUACACCCCAAACCAACGCAGCGUUUCCCUAGAAGACAAAGACAAAGACAAAGACAAUGACAAAGACAAAGACAAAGACCAAGAUAGAGAUAAAGACAGAGAUAAAGAUAAAGGCAGAGAUGAAGACAAAGACAGAGAUAAAGAAGACAGAGAUAAAGACAGAGACAUAGAUGAAGACAUGCGUGAAGACAAAGAUACAGACAGAGAUAAAGACAGAGAUAAAGACAAAGACAUAGAUGAAGACAGAGAUGAAGACAGAGAUAAAGACAAAGACAUAGAUAAAGACAAAGAUGAAGACAAAGAUACAGACAGAGAUAAAGACAGAGAUGAAGACAAAGACAAAGACAAAGACAGAGACAGAGAUAAAGACAGAGAUAAAGAUGAAGAUGAAGACAAAGACAUAGAUGAAGACAUUGACAAAGAGAUAAAGCAAAAGACAGAGAAAGAAAUAAAAAAUAAAAUAGAAAACAUGCGGAGGGACUGUUCUCACGCUUGGGAUAGAGAAAGCAGCAGCAACCACAGAGGCAGCAACAACAGCAACUGCAGCAGCAACAGCAACUUAGAUCUGUCCAUAGAUGCACAGCCGAUGCAGGAGUAG